This is a messenger RNA of Cryptomeria japonica (Japanese cedar), 1323 nucleotides long. Its product is annotated as putative leucine-rich repeat receptor-like serine/threonine-protein kinase At2g24130. Gene Ontology annotation, molecular function: protein binding. Lineage: Eukaryota; Viridiplantae; Streptophyta; Pinopsida; Cupressales; Cupressaceae. The record is from RefSeq and is a predicted model, not a curated record. Bases 1 to 1323 code for a protein of 440 amino acids. The transcript has a single exon.
AUGUUGAUUUUUCUCUUUUCACUCUCAACUCCACUCCAAUCUUCUGCUCCUCUUGAUCAUCAAUCUCUGUUGACAUUCAAAGCUGCAAUCAUCUCCGAUCCCAAUAAUUCGCUAGCGAAUUGGAAUACCACUAUUCCAAUGUGUAAUUGGACCGGCGUUACUUGCUCUCCUAAUUCGCAGCAGGUGGUUAAGUUAAAUCUCAGAGCUAUGGAUUUACAGGGCGUCAUUUCUCCUGCGCUUGGGAAUCUCACAGCUCUGGUUGCACUGUAUCUCCCCUUCAACGAACUGCAUGGGAGUAUUCCUGCUGAGCUGGGCAAGUUGACAAGGUUGGUGAAUCUAAUCUUAAUUGGAAACUACUUGACAGGUACAAUUCCACACUCUAUCUCAAAUUUCUCAGCCUUAGAUCAAUUGGAUUUGUCAGAAAAUAAUCUCCAUGGACCUAUUCCUCCUGAAAUAGGCAUGCUCACCCGAGUACAAUUCCUCUACCUCUAUGCUAAUCAGUUGUCGGGCAGCAUCCCUUCCUCCAUAGGAAACUUGUCAAACUUGGUUGUUUUGCAAUUGCUAGUCAAUAAUCUCACGGGUCCCAUUCCACGUGAAAUAGGGAAUCUAAACCGACUAAAGCAGCUCGAGCUCUUUGAAAAUAAUCUUAGCGGAACCAUUCCUCCUGAAAUAGGGAAUCUCACCCAAUUACAUGAGCUCGUGCUCUACGACAAUCAAUUGUCAGGAACUAUUCCUUUUGAAGUGGUAAUGCUCAUUAAUUUGCAAGUACUUUAUUUAUCGAAAAAUAAUCUUAGCGGAACCAUUCCUCCUGAAAUAGGCAAUCUCGCCCAACUGAAGGAACUCAGGCUCAGUCAAAAUCAUUUUUCAGGAACUAUUCCUUCUGAAGUGGGGAUGCUCAUCAAUUUGCAAAAACUUAAUCUAUGGGGAAAUAAGCUUAGCGGAAGCAUACCUGUUUCCCUAGGAAAGAUCUCUCCAAAUUUAGAACUGGUCGACUUGUCUCACAACAACCUGAGUGGAUAUAUACCUGGAGAACUUAUGGCAAAUCUUAAAAACCUUGAUUUUUAUUUGAAUCUAUCAUCGAAUUUUCUGCAAGGACCUCUUCCUGAAGAAAUAGGUAAACUUGUAAAAGCUAAAGCAAUAGACAUUUCUUCUAAUAAGCUUCAUGGAAUGAUUCCCACAACACUUGCCCACUGCGUAUCACUGGAGCGUCUCAAUCUCUCCCAUAACGCAUUUGAAGGUCCGAUACUAGAUACACUGGGGAUGUUACAAAAUUUGAAAUUUGUUUAUCUUUCUUUCAAUUUCCUGUCAGGAGAGAUUAGUUAG